GGCAAGCGACGAGAAUUUUCAGCUAUCAAUCUACACCUCCCUCUUGCUGCGUUCUCUCUAGCCGCCAGUUGAAUGUGGCCGCGGGUGCAAGUAGAGGUCUAUGGGGCUACCAUUGACUGGGACUUGGAGCCCCCUGAACUCAUAGAGGGGGAUCUGGUCGAGCUCACGAUCCCCGAGCGCAACAUUCGACACGUUGACGGCCAGUUUGCGUGGAGGKCCAUAAUCUUGUCCGAGGACGUGUGGCUUUGGACGUACAGAGAGCACCGGCCGGGGCAAGGAGUGGGCGUAGUGAGAGCCUACUUGUAUUUGGGACCAGGUGCGGUCAGGGAGGCCGUGGUGCGCCUCGCGACGACAGGGACGAGUGGCACAGUUAGCAGGGCGUUACGCUACCUAGGGAAAGAGGUAGCUGCCUUCCGAGCGGAGGACUCGAGCGACCCGUUGACCCUAUUUCACGGACGCCCUCCUCUUGAUAUCACGGGCGAGCUGGUGGUAGCACGGGACGGGUUUUUCCCGUACAGCGUUAGGAGUCUGCGGGCGAUAGUUCCGACGUUCGUAGUAGAGAACGUCUUUGGAGGUACUGGUGGAGUGGUCGAGACAUACCUGGCCUAUCAGGAUCUCAAGGUCCUGGCGAGAAGGCCUGCCGACCUAGACUACAUCUAUUAUUCGCUCGCAACCGGUGGGCCUCGUUGGGGAGACGAGAGGGUUCAGCUUAUAGAGCUGAUCCACUCGAUAGACGAUGAGUGGCCCCAGUCUCCGUGCGUUUGGGAUUGGCUAGACCGUGAGCUCCGAGCAGGCCCCGAGUACGUGACCUGCAUCGGGCGGCUCUUCUCAGACGACUGGGAGAGCUGGUGGGGUGAGGACGCCGGACGACCUCUGAUAUACGGCCAUCAGUUGGCGCAAUGCUACCAGGGUAUAGGACAGGCGCCAUACCGCGUCGAGGACGUGUUUGACGACGAGGGUUGGGAGCGAGAGGACGACGAGGACGCCUGGGAGCCAAACUGGGUCGACCCAGAGAGUGAUGUUGACGAGGAGGAGAUUGACGUCCAGGCUGCAACGACUGUCAUAGGGUCGGGCUGUAACAGUUGGCAAGAAUACCUAACUGCGUCUUCUGGCGGUCCAAUGGAACCCGACAUGAUGGGGCCACAACCGACCACGGGCGAAGUGGGAGAGGAGUAUAGGACAUCACCCGAUCGAGCUCUGAGGGAUCUGAAGGAACGAAUUAGGCAAGAAGCACCGCUGAGAUGGGCUGACCAAACCAAUGACGGAGGGCCCGACGUAAGAGGCGAACCAGUUGCGACAGAGCCGCAAAAGGCUCUAAAGACAGGUACCUCGAGCAGACGACGAGAAGCGACGAGGCGACGCUCCCCCGAGUACGAGCGGAGGGACACCAUAACAGACAGACACAGAGACGACUGGAGAGAGAAUUUGAGGGAUUCCUAUUGGAGGGACAGAGAUAGAGACAGUGCGCCGCCCAGGCGAGUCUUCGACCCCCAGACAGGGGAGUCACAUCCGCUCCCUUACGAGAGCAAGGAUCGCUAUAUCAUUAUGCACAAGGCCUCAGAGCCUCCUACCUUCAGGGGCUAUGGUAUCACAGAAUAUCUGGAGAAGUGGGAGCUUCACGCCAGCCGAAGUCAGUGGUCGGAGGAAGAGAUUAUAGAGAAGUUAAGGAAGCUCGACCCAAGUCUCGGUAGGGAAGUUAAGGAAGCUCGACCGAAGGAUGGAAAAUGGACUACGUACAAGAAGAACCUCGUUGAGCUUUACAAAUUUGAGGAUAAAAAGUAUUUCAUCAAGGACCUUGAAACAAUGACUCAAGAUGAAGAUGAGAGCGUACGGGCAUUUGGGAUGCGUUUCCAGAAGAUCUCCGACGUGCUGAUGAAGAAGGGGAAGAUCUCAGAGGUCGAGCGCUGUACUAUCUUCAUCGGACACUUGUCCAAAGGUAGGCAAAAAAGUAUACUUAGAGAUCUUCCGCGCGACAGGCUUGAUUUCCCAGAAGUCCUAAAGCUCGCGAUAAAGGCAGAGGCAGACGAUUACAAGGACUUGGUGUGGAGAGGGAUGAGGAAACGUGAUUUCUCUCUCUACAAGGAGUAUGCCACGGAUAGAUGUCCUGAUUUCAAGGACUAUCCCUGGUCGGAGAAGAAUGAGGCCGUGGCUGAGGAAGUGAACCGAGACAUGGUGAAGGGAUUGACGAGACAGGUUACAGAGAUUGUAACCACUACAGGGGCCACGGCCUAUCGGGACAAACCUGGAGGGCCCUAUUCACUUCGCUGGGACCGUAGGAAAAACGAUCCCUGGAGGAGUGUCGAGGAUAGAAAUCCUCGGACGCUGACUGAUUAUCGUAAGAGGGGAAGAGAAAGAGACGAUGAGCCAUGGCGACGUAGGGACGAUGAGAUAGACCGAGACCGCAGAGAUCGCGAGCCAUACGAGAGGUCGGGUCGAGAUGGCUACAGAGGUGGUAGGUAUGAAAGAGGAGAUCGGGACUGGGAACGACAAGAUGGGUCGCGCGGACGGUUUGAGCGCGGGGGAGAUGUGAAAGAGCAGUGCGACGAGUCGCGGGGAUGGUACAACCGAGGGGACCGCCGGAAUGAUUCGCGAGGACGGUAUGAGCAAGGAGGGUCUGGAGGAGACCGCCGCAACGAUUCGCGCGGUCGGAAUGAGAGAGAGGGAUAUGGCGUCUCAUCAGAAUCAUAUCCCAAGUCGCCUGACCCCAAGGCAGCCAGGAGUUCGAUCUCGAGAAGCGCAGACGACAGACCAUCUACUCCUAGGAACUCAUGCGUCUACUGUAGAGGAGAAGAUCAUAUCAAGAGGGAUUUCCUGGACCUCAAACGGGCAAUAGAUGAGGGACUUGUCGUGCUUGACGACCGUAAGUACGUCAAGUGGGCAGAUGGUCUGGGAGAUGUAUCGAUGUUCCCUUUGAUGAAGGAGAAUGUAGAAGCAAAGAGAGUAAAGCCGAGUAAAGAAAAGGAGCUGGUCAGGAGCCAGAGCAUCAAGAUAACCUUUGAGGGAGAUAUGGCGACCACACCCAUAAGGGUGACAGCCACCAAGGAUGAGACAGAGGUUGUACCUGGAGUUAGAAGAUUCAUCGAGCAGCACCUAACAAAUAUUUGCGCGGUACUCGAGCAGCUGGACGAUGCAAAUUUAACAGUCAGCGGAACAAAGAGCCGAUGGGCCGUCUCGACUAUUAAGAUCUUGGGCUUUAUCUGUGACUCGAGAGGACGCCGAGCCGAUCCGGCGAAGUUAUACAAACUUCUGAACUGGCCGUCACUGUUACAUAGCCCAACCGAGGUCCGGCAGUUUCUAGGAGUGGUCGGUUACUGGCGUAUAUUCGUACGGGGGUAUGCGGAGAAGGUUGAGCCAUUGAGGUUACUCUUUCGAAAGACUGAAAAAUUCUAUUGGGAUUCUUCGCAGGAACUCGCUAUGCAAGAACUUAAAGACGAAUUUAAGGAGGGAGGACGCGUGUUGGGCGUGCCAUUCUUUGACGAUGAGACCAAGAAACCCUUCAUAGUUUCCACGGAUGCUGGACCAUGUUCAGAAAGCAAAAAGGAUCAGCGAGAGCACAAUGCUCGGCUAGAAGCCAUGAUGAGGAACAUGCGACCCAUUGCGGUUCGAGCCUUCUUGGGACUGGCGUCGUACUACCGGCGCUUCAUCAAGGGCUUUGCCGCGAUUGCACGACCACUAACGAACCUGUUACGAAAGGACCAGCCUCUCAGCUGGGACGCGAAGUGCCAACAGACCUUUGCAACCCUCAAGGAUGCUCUGGCAACGGCCCCUAUUUUGAUUCGACCGGACCCCUCGAAGCAGUUCAUUCUUAUCACGGACUGGCAACCGGAAGCUAUUUCCGCUAUUCUAGCGCAGAAGGGGAACGAUGGUCGCGAACACGUCAUCGAGUACGCGUCACGAACCGUGUCGGACGAACGAAGGAACGACUCAGCGCCUCAAGGCGAAUGCUAUGUAGUGCUCUGGGGAAUCCAGCACUUCCAUCCGUAUCUCUACGGACAGAAGUUUCGCCUCUUGACGGAUCACGAGCCUCUGCUAGCUUUGAAGAAGCUCACCAACUACACGGGCAUGAUUGGUCGUUGGGCGGUGCGACUACAAGAACACGACUUCGAUAUCGUCCAUCGAAAGACAGAGCGACACGGCAACGCGGACGGGCUGACACGUCUGCAUCGACCUGCCAAGUGGGCGGCGCUGAGAGCAGAAGAGGAGGCCGAAGAGGAAUCGGAAGGAGAAUUGAGGAGAGAGGCCAGGGAAGCAGCGGCCCGAUUGGCCGAGGACGAGGAAGAAGAGCGCGAAGCAGAAGAAGAGUCGGCGGAAGCUGAAGAAGAAGAAGAAGAAGAAGAAGCAGAGGAGGAGACUUCGGAGGAAGAGGAAGAGGCCUAUAGCGAGUAYAGYGAGGGMGAGCAAAGUGAGGAGGAGGACGAAGACGACGAAGAAGUGGAAAGCGGGGACGACCAGGAGCCAACGCACGACGAGCUCGAGUGGGUGCCAGGACCGGAUCGGCGAGAGGAGAACCCGGAGGCUGUUGCGCAGCGCAAGAAGGAGAUCGCGGAAGGAAAGCGGUUGGCCAUCGAUCCCGCACCGAACGAUCCUUUCAAGGAUCCCGAGCCGCCCAAGCCGGAACAUGGAGACCUUGCUGCCACGACCUCGGGAGCCACGACGGCAAGGCGCCGAUCCCGAUCCCGAUCCACGUCCCCCUCCGCCUCCGCCCGUCCCCCAAUUCGUCAACGUGUCAAUGAGGGGCUUAGCCCUUCGUCCCCGAUCCAUAUACCACCAUCCCCUUAGCUAUCUCUCUUUCAAUCAGUAUUUCCAUCGCGUCGUCUACGCUCGUAAUCCCUUCCCCAUCG
Molecule: messenger RNA, 4841 nt
Organism: Chara braunii
Lineage: Eukaryota; Viridiplantae; Streptophyta; Charophyceae; Charales; Characeae
Source: the annotation of a GenBank genome assembly